This is a messenger RNA of Trypanosoma conorhini, 3219 nucleotides long. RefSeq names its product karyopherin beta. The record is from RefSeq and is a predicted model, not a curated record. The coding region runs from base 1 to 3219 and encodes 1072 amino acids. The transcript has a single exon. Gene Ontology annotation, biological process: protein import into nucleus. NCBI's taxonomy places the organism in Eukaryota, Euglenozoa, Kinetoplastea, Trypanosomatida, Trypanosomatidae. Gene Ontology annotation, molecular function: nuclear import signal receptor activity. Gene Ontology annotation, cellular component: nucleus; cytoplasm.
AUGGAUCAGACGCAGCUUCUACGCCUACUCGACAACCUGAGGUCGGCGGACAACUCCGUGCGCAAGGCGGCGGAGGCGGAGUAUGAGACAAUUGCCACGAAUAACGGCGUGUGGAUGAUGUGCAGCCUCUCGGAACUCUGCGCCGUCACGGAGAGCCCGCAGUCCAUGCAGAUGGGCAUGGUAUUGCUAAAAAAGCUCUUCAGCAGUAAGUCCAACUGCUACGACGUCUCGGAUGCGCAGACGCAGCAGGCCGUGAAAGGGCUCAUGUUGCAGGUGCUCGGGAAGGCGGCUUUCGGUGUACAGCGGGGAUUGGCCGCGGCGUGCGUGAGUGCCCUUGUCGUCAAGAUGCAUGCGCUGGGCCAGGAAUGGGGGGAGCUUUGGCAGAGUGUGUUUCAGAUCCUCGAGAAUGCGGAGUCGGCCUGUCAGCUCAAGACGAUCUGCUGCGAGAUCAUUGCCGCGACGGGUCCCACCAUGGCGAACUACUUCGAGGCCUACACAGCCAAACUGGUGACUGGAAUUAAGAAUUGCCUGACAGACCCCUCCGUGGAGGCGCGAAAGAGCGCCUUUGACGCCCUUGUCAACGUUGCCAUGUGUUACCCUGUGCCCGAGUUGGCCGAGUUGGUUCCCUUGAUGCUGCAAGCUGUACAGGACGCCCUCAACGCCUCCAACUGGGAUGACGCGGAGCAGUUGACCGGUAAACUCGCAGACGGCGUCGCCAAUGCCGCCGGGCUUUUUGUGGGUCACACAUCCGCGCUUCUGCAGGGAUUGAUGGAAGUGGCCUCGACACCGUCAGUAGGGGCGGGCGCACGUCACAUGGCCAUUGAGGCUUUACUGACCUACUGCGAGAGUGAGCCGAGGACGGUGCGCAAGGUGCCACACUUCUCCGCCUCCUUCCUGCAGCUCCUGUUUGAGUACACACUCAACCCCGAGAUGCCGGAUGACUGGGACGAGAAGGGCGUCAACCUUGACGGGGAGGACCUUGAGGAGGACAAUGAUGACACUGUUGGGAGCAGCGGGAUUGAUCGACUGGCGUCGGCGCUUGGCGGGAGAAAGCUGGACGCCUUGGCUCAACGGCUCUUCGUCGAAAACAUUCACUCUUCCGAUUGGAAGCGGCGUAAUGCGGCACUGCUGCUUAUUACGUACCUCGCGGAGGGCAUGGCGACGGUUCUUGAAAAGCAUCUUGAGCAAAUCGUUCAUAUGGUUAUCCCUGCCGUCCGGGAUGAGGUGAAGUACGUCCGCGCCAGCGCUCUGGAUUGCCUCACGCAGAUGUCCAGCGAUUUUGCACCGAAAAUGCAGGAGCAGUUGUCCGCGGUAAUUGUUCCAGCCGUCAUGGGGUGCCUCGGCGACAGUGUGCCAGCCGUUGCAACGCGUGCGGCCCGCUGCCUGGAUUCCUUCUUUGACCAGUGCGAAGAGAGUGAAAACGAGGAUGACACGCUCUUCCUCAAGCUGUUCGAAGGUUACAUUGAGGGCCUCUGCGUCUCCCUCGUGACGCUUCUGAAGCAGACACCGCACAGGUUUCUUCGCGAGGAUUGCCUCGGCGCCCUCUCUUCCGUCAUCUCCACCUGCAAAGGUCUACUGAAGCCGUAUGCCAGUCACCUUGUCCCUGUGUUCCAGGAGAUUUUGGCGAUGCCGGAUGCCCCGGAGACGGUCAUGAUGAAGUGCAAGACCAUCGAGUGCACGACGCUCUUGGCCUGUGGGGUGGGCAGGGAAGUUUUUGCCCCCUACGCCCAUGAUAUGUGCGGCUACCUGCGCGAUCUGCUGAAUCACCUGGCAAGGGGUUCGAAGGACGACGACAUGCGUCUGCGCUACGUGCUUCGGGGCUGGACAUGCAUGACGGAUUGCCUCAGGGAGGAGGUGGCUCCCUACCUGGAGAUUGUGAUGCCUGUGCUUAUCUCCAUGAUGAAUGUGGAGUGUGACACGGAGGUGGAGAACGCCGAGGUUGGCGUCGCCGACGACGACGAGGAUGAGGACGAGGAUGACAAUAAGGUGACCACCAUGCGCGUGGUGGUCCCCGGCGUGGGUGUCAGGAGGAUCAAAUUGCACACGGGCCUCAUUGAGGAAAAGGACCUUGCGGCCAGCGUUGUCAGCGCCAUGCUGUCGUAUGUUGGGCGGCAGCUUUUGCCGCACCUGCCGCAAAUUACGGAGUCCGCCGUGAAGCUGAUCAGCUUCCAGUCAGACUCCUCCAUCCGCGAGAGCGGGGCGUUGAUUUUAGACGGCGUGAUGGACGCAUACGACCCGACGGGGCGGGCCCAAGUGGCGGUUAGCGUGAUGUCCCCGCUCCUAAACCAGUUUGCGGAGGAGGACGACUUGGAGGCGUCGAGCGCCAUGUCGGUGGUGAUUAGCCGUUGCAUCGACGAUGCACCCACGCUUGUGUCACCGAAGACGGUGGACUCCAUUAGCGAGAAGAUUCUUGGGGUCUUGCAGCGCGCGAUGGAGAGCCGCGCGGAGAGUCUGCAGUCCCAGUUGCAGGAGAACGACGACGACGAGCUGGACAAGCUGAAGCAGGAGGAGGAGGAGGCGGACGCCCUCAUUCGCGACACCUGCGACCUCCUUGACAAGAUGCUCGAGCGUGCCAGCGCCGUCUUUGCCCCCGUUUUCAACACCAAGUUCAUCCCGGUCCUGCAGCGAAUGCUCAAAGGGGACGAAAAGGACGUCAUGGUGGCACGCGGUCUCGCGCUGCUGUGCAGUUUAGUGGAGCACGCCCCGGACCACGUGACUGGCUUAAUCCCCACGAUUGUCGAGAGCGUCAUCGACUUUGCUCGGCGGCACCAGGACGCCGAUGUGCUGCAAUCCGCCUUCUAUCUCAUGAAUCUUUUGCUGCAGUACUUUGAGCACCACGAGUAUCCUGCGACUCGGCAGUUUGUUGAGCAGGUGCACGGGAUUGUCACUCGUUACUUGGCCGUGCAGCACAACGAGGAGUACGAGGAUGCCACGUGCAACGCAAUUAGCACGACGGUGACGCUCCUCUCGCUGUACCACCAGCUUCUGCCGGAACAGGAACAGGCACAGACGCUUGCCCGCGUCGUGAAUUCCCUCCCCGCUGGCGGGGACAAGACGGAGGCGUGCCGGGUGCACGAGCGUGUGCUGAUGUGGGUCGUGCAGCGACACCCGCUGCUGAAGGGAGACGAGGCACAGGCGAAGACAAUUCUUCUGCGACUCCAGGCGGCCGACGAGGACGUGCUGAACGAGUCCACGCGGGCCCAACUUGCGCACAUGUAG